Molecule: messenger RNA, 748 nt
Organism: Nicrophorus vespilloides
Lineage: Eukaryota; Metazoa; Arthropoda; Insecta; Coleoptera; Silphidae
Product: RWD domain-containing protein 4
Exons: 4
Coding region: 103-681 (192 amino acids)
Molecular function (GO): protein binding
Source: RefSeq, a predicted model, not a curated record
GUAGAGACCUACGGUAACAGAGAUGGCUGUGAUUUGUUGAAUCCUGCGAAUUUAAUUUCGAUAAGUUCUAAAUUCUAGAUAUAGAUUAGAUUUUCAAAAGCAAUGUCGAAUCUGGAAGUGCAGGAAGAGGAACGCGAAGUGCUCUUCUCGAUUUACGAUGGGGACGACAACUUCAAGCAACUGUCUCCAACCGUCUACCAAUAUAAAUAUGGAGUGCACGAUGAUCACAAAUCUUUCCUGAUGGAAAUCCAGUGGAGUGAGAAUUACCCAGAGGAGAAGCCAAUGAUCAGCAUGGAUGCAUUUUACAACAGGAAUAUCGUUCCCACAUUGAAGGAGAAGAUCGUCAAAUUGGUUGAGGAAGAGGCAGAGCAAUUCCUUGGCAUGUCCAUGACAUACUCACUUUUCGAGUUUCUGAAGGAAAAGUUUGAUGAGUUGAUCGCAGAACAGCCAGAUGGUGGUGUUGUUGAGCAAGUCACUGACGCUACUGAAAAACUGAACAUUGAAGACAAACCCUCUGAGAAAAAAGAGAAGAAAGAGCAGCUGACCAAAGCUCAGAAGAGGAGGCAAUGGGAUAAAGUGGAUAACAAAGGAGAGAAGCCCAGAGGAUGGAACUGGAUGGAUAUUGUGAAGCACCUGUCGCAGACCGGCUACAAGGAACCAUCUCCAGUGCCAAUAAGUUAAUUAACUUUCAGAUAAUAUCAAUUUAUUUAUAAAUAUAAAAAUAUAACACAAUUCAUGCCAGGAUUUA